CAGAGUGAAGGGAAUUUAUGUUUUCAUCAAACCGGGCCAAGGAGAAUGGGGGUCCCACACUCAAGAGAAUGAAGACUCGACAGAACAAGGACUCGAUGUCGAUGCGGAGUGGACGGAAGAAAGAGACUCCAGGGCCCCGAGAGGAGCUCAGGUCCCGGGGUCGAGCUUCCCCCGGCGGCGUCAGCACUUCCAGCAGCGAUGGCAAGGCUGAGAAGUCUCGCCAAGCCACAAAGAAAGGCCGCAUGGAGGAAUCCUGCACCCCCAAGGGCAGCAAGCAGGGCCGAACAGAAGAGAUCUCAGAGAGUGAAGGGGAAGACACCAAUGCUCCCAAAAAAACCAAAACUGAGGAGCUGCCCUGCCCUCCUUCCCCAUCCGACGUUGACAGCCUUGAUGGCCACAGCUUCAAUGACGAGAUGAGCAGUGACCCACGGGACAUUGACCAGGAUAACAGGAGCACCUCCCCCAGUGUCUACAGCCCUGGCAGCGUGGAGAAUGAUUCUGACUCCUCCUCUGUGUUGUCCCAGGGGCCCUCUCACCCCUACCACCACCCUCCACUCUUCCCUCAGAGCCCACCAGUAGCUCCCCCUCCUGACACCCUGGCCCGUCCUCCUGAGCCCAGCUUUGGGCUCCCAAGUGAGGUGCACCCCCAGGGCCCCCCCGCAGGGAGCUACCAUUCCCAGCUGGAGGGCCAGGCCUCCCGCAUUUUCCAGGCUCAAGCCCCACAGACACCCACCUCCUCCUCCUCUACUGUUGCUGCCCCUCCUGCUCCCCCUCCCUCCUCUUCCUCCUCCUCCUCUUCUUCCUCCUCCUCCUCAUCCUCUUCCUCAUCCUCUUCCUGCUCCUCCUCCUCUUCCUCAUCCUCCUCUUCCUCCACCCACACUCCUCUUUACCCUACAGCCAAUGUGGUCCAGGUUGGGGCCAAAAUUGCCAGUGGAGUCGGAGGGCUCCCAGCACCAGGGGGUCGUGAGCAGACCCUCAGUGCCAAGCACAAUCCACCACCCACUACCCCCAUCUCCCUGGCAUCAGUGGUUGGGGGACUCCCCACUCAAAAGACGCCCCCAGCCAACCCUCCAGUGGCCCCUCCAGCUUCAACCCCUUCCUUCCCCCAUGUCUCUGCCAAUCUACCUCCCCCCCCAGCCCUGCGCCCGCUCAACAAUGUGGUAGCUGCCUCCAGCUCCCCAGGGAUGGUGGGGCAGGCCCUGGGCAGCCACCUUCCCUCACCCCAUGGGAUGGGGCAGGACAAGGCACCGGCCCUGGCCCCAUCCCGUUACCCCUAUGCCCCACCACCACUGCCACCCUCCAGCUCCUCAGCUCAGUACCCCCAGCCCUCCACAGCACAGCCUCUGCCCAGUUACACUGCCUCCUAUGGGCACUCCUUCCCCCCACCCAGCGGCCUCUCUGUGUCCAGCCAGCCCCCCAAGUAUACUCAGCCCUCCCUGCCCUCCCAGCCAGUUUGGAGCCAGGGGCCACCCCCCUACAGCCGCCCCCUGGGCAAUGCUGGCGCCCACCCCACCACUUCCUUCCCUGGCCAGCCGCUCCAUCACCAGCAGCCACCCCAGCAGCAUCACCACGGCCACGGAAGCAGUGGGGGGGUCUCCCCAGCAGCCACAGUUCCUCCUCAGCCACCUGGUGGUUACCCCCACAGCCUGGAGUCAAACAGCCAUCACCCUUCCCAUGGCACCUACGGGCUGCGUCUCUACCCUCCCCACAGCCAGGCAACCUACAGCCAGGCUCCCUCAGCUGCCACUGCUGCUGCCCCCUCUUCUUCCUCUUCCUCCUCCUCCUCCUCCUCCACCACCACCUCUUCCCAGGGAAGCUACCCUGGAAUGUGCACUCACCCCCCGGGUCAGAGUCCUGCCACCUACACCUUCCCCCCACCGCCACCUCCUUCCCCUGCCCCUGGGGCUGGCCCUCCGGUCACCUCUGCUGCCACCACCCUCUCCACUGUCAUUGCCACCAUGGCCUCCCUGUCUGCUGCCCCAUACAAGACAGUCUCUCCCCCAGUACCUGCCUCGGUUGUGGCUCCCUAUGGGAAGCGGGCGGCCUCCCCGGUCCCCACCUUCCAGCCCCCCGCCCCCUACAAGCCAGGCUCGCCCCCUGCUUCCUCAGCUGCCCCAUUCCGGGCAGCCACCCCUCCUGGCUAUCGAGUAGCCUCAUCCCCUGUGGCAGGGGGCUACAAAGCACCCUCUCCAGCUCCCUCUGCACCGCCACCCCUGCCGGGGAGCAUGGCUGCUCCGGCCCCGCCGCCACCCGCCCCGCUCCCCCUCAGCGCUGCACAAAUCAAGCAGGAGCCGUCAGAGGAGUAUGAGCCCCCUGAGAGCCCUGUGCCACCUGCUCGCAGCCCCUCGCCACCCCCCAAGGUGGUGGAUGUACCAAGCCACGCCAGCCAGUCAGCUAGAUUCAACAAACACCUGGACCGUGGCUUCAACUCCUGCUCCCGCACAGACCUGUACUUUGUGCCCCUUGACGGCUCCAAGCUGGCCAAAAAAAGGGCAGACUUGGUGGAGAAAGUGCGGCGAGAGGCCGAGCAGAAGGCGCGGGAGGAGAAGGAGCGGGAACGGGAGCGGGAGCGGGAGAAGGAGCGGGAGCGGGAGAAGGAGCGGGAGCUGGAGCGGAGCGUGAAGAUGGCCCAGGAGGGCCGGCCGGUGGAGUGUUCGUCCCUCGGGCCGGUUCCCCACCGGCCCUCCUUCGAGCAGGGCAGCGCCGUGGCCACCGUGCCCCCGUACCUGGGCCCCGACACCCCGGCCCUGCGCACCCUCAGUGAAUACGCGCGGCCCCACGUCAUGUCCCCCAGCAACCGCAACCACCCUUUCUACAUGCCGCUGGGCGCCGUGGACCCUGGCCUGCUGGGCUACAACGUGCCGGCCAUCUACAGCAGCGACCCGGCCACGCGGGAGCGGGAGCUGCGGGAGCGGGAGGCCCGCGAGCGGGACCUGCGGGACCGCGACCUGCGCGAGCGCCUCAAGCCUGGCUUCGAAGUGAAGCCGGCCGAGCUGGAGCAGCUCCACGCCAUGCCGGCGGCUGCCAUGGAUCCGUUCCCGCGCCACGGCGGGCUGAGUCUGCAGACGGCCCCCGGCCUCCAUCCCGCUUUCCCCUUCCAUCCGGGGCUGGGCCACUUGGAGCGGGAGAGGCUGGCGCUGGCAGCCGGCCCGACCCUGCGUCCCGACAUGUCCUACGCCGAGCGCUUGGCGGCCGAGCGCCAGCACGCGGAGCGGGUGGCUGCUCUCAGCAACGACCCUCUGGCCCGGCUGCAAAUGCUCAAUGUGACACCUCAUCAUCAUCAGCAUUCCCACAUCCACUCCCACCUCCAUCUCCACCAGCAGGAUGCCAUACAUGCAGCCUCGGCCUCUGUUCACCCUCUUAUUGACCCUCUUGCCUCGGGAUCGCAUCUCACCCGGAUACCAUACCCAGCUGGAACCAUCCCCAACCCUCUCCUGCCUCACCCUCUACAUGAGAAUGAAGUGCUGCGCCACCAGCUUUUUGCUGCACCCUACAGGGACUUGCCAGGCUCUCUCUCAGCACCCAUGUCAGCAGCACACCAGCUGCAGGCCAUGCAUGCGCAGUCGGCCGAGCUGCAGCGCCUGGCUCUGGAGCAGCAGCAAUGGCUGCACGCCCAUCACCCUCUGCACGGCGUGCCCCUCCCCACGCAGGAGGACUACUACAGCCACCUGAAGAAAGAAAGUGACAAACCCCUUUAAAUGGACUUCCACUGUCAACAUGACAUCAUCAUGGCUUUCUCUCAAGAGGAGCAAUCAAAUCAACCAAAUCCUGGGGGAGGGGAAGCGACAGAGUGACACAUCCCGACCCCACCAUGCAGCAGAGCAUGGGUGAAGAUGGGCAAAAAGCACAGGAUGGCAUCCUGGGAGCAGAAAGUGGAGGAGAGGAAAUGGGGAGGGACUGAAAACACCACUAGUGGACACCAAAUGAUCGGUACGUGAUCUCAGCAGAGCUCUGAAGACAGCAGAACCAGCAUUGCACUGAGCUCAAAAGGACAAAGGCUGAUGUGAACUUGGGGUGGCAGCAGCUCUGUCCUUUGUUUGGGGUGGGGGGAGCAAUUGUAUUAAAUGGAGAGUGCAGAGCAUUGCAGGACUUAACGUCUUGCUGCUGCCUUUCUGCUUCUGGGAGGAGGAGGUGCAGCCAAGAGGUAACGCAAAACCCAACAGAGCCUUUUCUCAAGAUGCCUCCUCACAGCCCACCCCCUGUAGGUGUAAGAUACAGAAAAGCAAGAUGGGACUUCUUGUGAUUAACCCGAGUGGCUUCUCAUUCUCCAAAACAUCCCUUCAGAUGUGAACAAGGCAUCACAGGACCCCUUCAAAAGCAGCAGGACUGCUCCCAGCCACUGGGGUGCAAAGCACCAGGGGAGACUGUCUGCAACAUGCUGGCUGUGCUUUUCCCAGGGCUGGCGGGAACGGGCAGGAGGUGCAAAGCACCACCAGACUCUUCUCAAGACUGCAAACCACCACCACCAGCAGCAGCCCUUUGAGCGCUGGGGGGAGAGCUGAUGUGGCCGAGCAAUCCUGUGUCCUGGUACUGUCUUUUCCAGCUGGUGGCUGCCCCUUUCCCCCUCACCCAUUCUAGUUGAUGUACUUUAACUCAUGCACAUCCUAUUAGACGUGGCAGUUUUAUGUAGCAACUUGUGACCCCCCCCUUUGCCCCCCGCGUGCGUGUCUGACUUCACAGUUGUAUCUCUUGAUUGGUCCCCAUAUAUAUAUAUAUAUAUUUACUUAAUCAUUAAAAAGAAGAACCACGACCCAACCAAGAACCCAGCAAUGGAAAAAACCCUACUCAAACCAAGUUCCCCCUGCACUCCCGAGCCCCAACACACAUUCUAAUAAUUUAUAUAUAGAAAUAUAUAUAUGAUGCUCUUAAAAAAA
Dryobates pubescens (Downy woodpecker) is the source of this 4874-nucleotide messenger RNA. It is a transcript of the gene ATN1, whose product is annotated as atrophin 1. Gene Ontology annotation, molecular function: transcription corepressor activity. The record is from RefSeq and is a predicted model, not a curated record. NCBI's taxonomy places the organism in Eukaryota, Metazoa, Chordata, Aves, Piciformes, Picidae. Gene Ontology annotation, cellular component: nucleus. The coding region runs from base 18 to 3698 and encodes 1226 amino acids. The transcript is spliced from 9 exons.